Molecule: messenger RNA, 4350 nt
Organism: Thyridium curvatum
Lineage: Eukaryota; Fungi; Ascomycota; Sordariomycetes; Thyridiales; Thyridiaceae
Exons: 6
Coding region: 1-4350 (1449 amino acids)
Biological process (GO): negative regulation of transcription by RNA polymerase II
Cellular component (GO): chromatin; Sin3-type complex
Molecular function (GO): transcription corepressor activity
Source: RefSeq, a predicted model, not a curated record
AUGAACGGCCAGCCGAUGCACGGCGCUGGCUUCGAUCGCGACCGCGAUCGCGACCGUGAGAUUGAAGAGCAGCGUCACCGAGCUCUUCAACAACAGGACGAGAUGGCGCACCGAGAACGUGAGCGUGAGCGCGAACAGUAUCCUCCUGGUGCACCACCGCACCACAGCAGUGCCGGGUCGAUCCCCAUCCACCAGCCGGUAGCAUCGAGAAUACCUGGGGCUAUCCACAGUCCUGGUGGGCUGUUGGCAAACCAUGGUGGUGGCCCGAACAUUCCCCUUGGCCCUCCGUCCGGACCGCCGCCUCCUGCUGCAAACUUUGGCCCUCCGCUGUCGAACGAAUCGAGUCGGCAGAUGCAACACGGCGGCCAAGCUGGCCCGCCGCCCUCCCAACAACACAUGUUUGCCCCCAUGCCGCACGGCCCUGUGCCGCCCAGCAACUCCCUGGGAGCUUCAAACGGACCAGGAGCUGCUUUCGGUGGCCCCCCACAACCCGAGCAUGGCCGUGGUGUUCAACAGAUCCCCUUUGGAGGAAGCAACGUACCCCCAGCCCCUCAAGGGCCCAAUGGCCAAGGAGGUUUGUCGCAGGGCCAGCAGCCCAUCCUCAACGAUGCCUUGAGCUAUCUUGACCAGGUCAAGGUUCAAUUUCAUGAGCAGCCCGAUGUCUACAAUCGCUUCUUGGAUAUCAUGAAAGAUUUCAAGAGCCAGACUAUCGACACACCUGGCGUCAUCAGCCGCGUUUCAGAUCUUUUCGCAGGCCACCCGAACCUGAUCCAGGGCUUCAACACCUUCCUCCCCCCGGGCUAUAGGAUCGAGUGCGGUCUCGAGAAUAACCCGAAUAGCAUUCGGGUCACGACCCCUUCGGGAUCUACAAUUCAUUCUAUCGGCCCUGCGAGAAAUCUGCAGGCCGAAGGAACCCAGGGCCCUCCCGGCCCUAGCCAGCCGUACAUGGGCCAGCAGCGGCCUGCGAACUGGCAGGUUCCCAUGCAGCACAGUGUCGAGAGCCCCGAGGCUCAAUUCAGUGCUCCUGUUCAUGGCGGCCCAGGCCCCCAUCCCAACCCAGUCCCAAGAAAUGCGCACACUCCGACACCGUCGGCGGCACAGGGUGCCCUCAAUGGAAAUGCUGCCCAGCAAGCGAACAUGGAUGCGAAGCGUGGCCCCGUUGAGUUUAACCAUGCUAUCAGCUACGUGAAUAAGAUCAAGAACCGGUUCCAGGACAAGCCCGAGAUCUACAAGCAGUUCCUCGAGAUUUUGCAGACGUAUCAGCGGGAGCAGAAGCCCAUCCAAGAAGUGUAUGCGCAGGUUACCACCCUGUUCAACAGCGCGCCGGACCUCCUGGAAGACUUCAAGCAAUUCCUCCCAGAAUCAGCAGCUCACGCGAGAGCCGCCGCUGCAGGGCGUCCGAGCGAGGAGGGCCUUCCGCAAAGUAGCACUCCGCAAAGCGCUCAGCCCAGCCAUCUGGGGCGUGACUUCAGCAAAGGACCGCCGGUCGGCACGUUCGCGCCUCCAUCGAGCGCCAGCAAGGAGUCCAAAAAGAGACCCAAGACCGAGAAGCAAGCCCCUGUGCCACCUCCGGUUCUGGAGCCGAUGAACUCGUCUGUUCGCAAUACACUGCCCGGUGGUUCAGGCAGCAACAAGCGAGCGAAGCUCUCACACAAACCUACCGCUGAGGGUCCAUCGAUCGAGCCAACCCUUACCCCUGUUAUGCCGGAGCCUCUCGCCGGAUCCGCCUACACCGACGAUGUCACUGAAGCCCUCAACUUCUUUGACAAGGUCAAGAAGUACGUCAACAACCGCACGACGACCAUCGAGUUCCAGAAGCUUCUCAACCUUUACACAAGUGAUCUGAUCAGCCUGAACGAUCUCGUCACUAAGGCCUACCACUUUAUCGGGGGCAAUCCGGAGCUGUUUACCUAUUUCAAGUCUAUGGUUGGCUACACGGGUGACGACGAGCAGAUCAAGAACACUCCUCUUCCCCCAGAUGAGCGCGUUUCCCUCAGCAACUGCCGUGGCUACGGUCCUAGUUAUCGCCUUCUGCCCAAGCGAGAGCGCCUCAAGCCGUGCAGUGGUCGUGAUGAGCUGUGCCGUUCCGUCCUCAACGACGCGUGGGCCUCGCACCCGACAUGGGCCUCCGAGGAUAGCGGUUUUGUCGCUCACAGGAAGAAUGCCUUUGAGGAAGGCCUUCACCGUAUCGAGGAGGAGCGUCAUGACUAUGACUUCCACAUCGAGCUCAACCAGAAAUGCAUCCAGCUUUUGGAGCCUAUUGCGCAACAGAUGCUGACAAUGACCCCAGAGGAGCGAAAGCACUUCCGCAUGCCUCCUGGUCUUGGCGGCCAGUCGACCUCAAUCUACAAGCGCGUCUUCAAGAAGAUCUACGGUCUCGAGCAUGGCCCCAAGGUCACUAACGAGCUCUUUAUGGACCCGUUCGUCGUUGUCCCUGUUGUCUUGGCCCGAAUGAGACAAAAGGACGAAGAAUGGCGCUUCUCUCAGCGCGAGUGGGAGAAGAUCUGGCUUGCACAGACCGAGGCUAUGCACUUGAAGAGUCUCGACCAUAUGGGCAUCCAGGUCAAGUCGAACGACAAGCGCAUGUUCUCUGCCAAACACCUCGUUGACCUGAUCAAGACGAAACAUGAGGAGCUUCGCAGGGCACGAGCCCUGAAGCUGAAAUCCACUCGCCACCAGUUCCUAUGGACCUUCCCCGACCAGGACCUGCUCCUUGAUCUUCUUCGCUUCAUGGUCCUGUAUGUGAUGCACAGUGGACAGCACGGAGCUGCUGAGAAGGAGCGCAUCUUGGACUUCUUCGAGACCUUCGUGCCCCAAUUCUUCGAUCUGCCAGAGGAUCAGGUCCAGCAGCGCCUUGCUGACAUUGACCGCGACUCCGGCGAGGAGGACGAGGACCCCACGCCCGCCGAGCUUGUCAAUGGACGGAGCCGACGCAAUGGCAAGAAGUCAGAUCUGCUCCGCGGCGUUCUCGACCCCGGCCGAAACAGCAGCAAGUCCCGAAAUCAGAAAGAGGGCAGCGCCGCUUCGGGAUCGAAAGAGACGACCCCGGAUAACGGCUCAGCAAACGAGGAAGAGAUGGCCGACGCGCCUGAAGAGACUGCCGUUCCAGACGUGUCAAACGAGCGAUGGCUCCCCACUGUGCCUCGCCCUACCGUCAUCGCCGGCGAGAACCCCUUCCUUGACUCGGACAAUGAACUCAAGGCAGAUGGUUUCUUCCCGCGCACCUGGUACAACUUCUUCUGCAAUCAGUCCAUCUACAUCUUCUUCUUCGUCUUCCAUGCCCUCUACCAGCGUCUCAAAGAUGUCAAAGAGAACAAGAAGACUGUCCUCGAGGAAAUCGAGCGCGCGUCAGCGGAGACCCCAGCCAAGAAGCUCAACAUGGUUUCCUCCGAGCCCAAGUACUUUGAGGAUAUCAAUACCGAUACCUUCUGGCCCCGCACAAUCGAGUUGAUCGAGGACUUCAUUGCCGGCGACUUGGACGAGAGCUCGUACCAGGACGUCCUCCGUCAUUAUUACCUGACGACGGGCUGGAAGUUAUACUCGAUGCCCGAUCUUCUCAGGAUUCUCUGCCGCCAAGCCCUGUCAUGUAACAACUCCGACUCCAAGGAGAAGACGGCAGAGCUGGUCACGCAGUUCCUCAACAACAGGCAACAGGAGGAGACCAGCUACCAGACCGAGAUCAGCGCUCGAAAGUUUGCAGAGAAGUGUGUCAAGGACGGCGACAUGUUCAACUUGUGCCUAGUUCCCAGCAAGAAUGAGGUCUCAGUCAGGUGGCUACCCAAGAACGAGGCCACGUUCUCCACAGACGAGAUGGAGAUCCGCGAGCGAUGGAAGUACUACAUCUCCAGCUAUGUCCGCGUAGACCCGACCGAGGGCGUGGCGCGUUCGCGCUUGCAGACCUCGGUGCUCAACCGCAACCUGCCCAAGGCCGGCAGCGACCACGACUCGGAGGACGAGGGCGCCCCCAAGCCCCUGGUCUACAACGAGGGCCUGGUCCUGCGCAUCUGCCUCAACUCGUCCAAGAUCGCCUACGAGAAGGGCACCGCGGAGCACUUCAUCUACGGGCAGCCCCGCGAGUCGGAGGACGCCAAGCGCCUCGACGCGCGCCGGCACGACCGGCGCAUGGACCGCUUCCAGGAGAAGUUUGUCAUGAACACGAGCUGGAUGCGCGACAUGCCGGCCGACGGCGUGCAGAAGCGCAAGGAGGCGUUCCAGAAGUGGCUCGACGACGGCGUCCUGCCUACGGAGCAGCAGCAGCAGCAGCAGCGUGGCGCUAGCUCGUCUGCUGCCGCCUCCGCCCCUGCGGCUGCUGUGCCGGCUGGUGGUGCCGAGGACGUGGAGAUGGAGUAG